AUGGUCUUUUUUUCUCCUCAUCCCUAUAUCUUUUAUUUUCCUCAUUCAUGUUCUUCUUGUUUCUUUCAUUCCUGUUUAUUUCAUUCUCCUCUUUCAUGGUCUUUUAUUUCUCCUCAUCCCUGUUUUUUUAUUUUUCUCGUUCCUUUUCUUCUUUCUCUUCAUUCCUGUUCUUUUCAUUCUCCUCUUUCAUGGUCUUUUAUUCUCCUCAUCCCUGUUCUUUUAUUUUCCUCUUUCAUAUUCUUCUAUUCUCCUCAUUUGAGUUCUUUCAUUCUCCUCUUUCAUUCUUUUAUUCUCCUCAUCCUGUUCUUUUUAUUUUCCUCAUUCCUGUUCUUCUUUCUCUUCAUUCCUUUCUUUUCAUUCUCCUCUUUAUCCUUUUUCUUUUAUUCUCCUCAUCCCUGUUCUUUUAUUUUCCUCGUUCAUUUAUUUUUUCUUUCUUUUUUUCCUGUUCUUUCAUUCUUCUCUUUCAUGGUUUUUAUUCUCUUUCCCUUUCUUUUAUUUUCCUCUUUAAACCUGUUUUUCUAUUCUCUCUUCCAUUCCUGUUCUUUCAUUCUCCUCUCUUUCAUUUUUUUAUUCUCCUCAUCCCUGUUCUUUUUUUUUUUCCUCGUUCUUGUUUUUCUAUUCUCUUCAUUCCUGUUCUUUCAUUUCCUUUUCAUGGUCUUUUAUUCUCCUCAUCCCUGUUCUUUUAUUUUCCUUUUCAUUCCAUUCUAUUCUCCUCAUUCCUGUUUCUUUCAUUUUCCUCUUUUUUUUUUUUUUUAUUCUCCUUUUCCCUGUUCUUUUUUUUUCCUCGUUCAUGUUCUUCUAUUCUCUUCAUUUCCUGUUCUUUUCUUCUUUCUCUUUUUUCCUUUCUUUUUUUUUUUCCUCAUCCCUGUUCUUUUAUUUUUCCUCGUUCCUAUUUCUUCUUUGAUCUUCAUUUCCUUUCUUUUUCAUUCUCCUCUUUCAUGGUCUUUUUAUUCUCCUCAUCCCUGUUCUUUUAUUUUCCUCAUUCCUGUUCUUCUAUUCUCUCUCAUUCCUUUCUUCUUUCAUUCUCCUCUUUCUUUUUUCUUUUAUUCUCCUCAUCCCUGUUCUUUAUUUUUCCUUUUCUGUUUUCUUUCUUCUCUUUCUUUCCUGUUCUUUCAUUCUCCUCUUUCUUCUUUUUUCUCCUUUUCCCUGUUUUUUUUUUUCUCAUUCAUUUUUUUUUCUCUUCAUUCCUGUUCUUUCAUUCUCUCUUUUCAUAGUCUUUUUUCUUUCCUCAUUCUUUUCUUUUAUUUUUCCUUUUUCCUGUUUUUUUUAUUCUCCUCAAAAAGUUCUUUUUCAUUUCCCUCUUUCAUGUUCUUUUUUAAAAAAUUCCUGUUCUUUUUUAUUUUCCUUUCAUUUUUUUUUUCUUUUUUUCUUUUCCUUUUUUUUCUUUUUUUCUUUCUUUUAUUUCCUCAUUCUUUCUUUUUAUUUUUUUCAUUCUUAUUCUUUUUUUUCUCAUUUCCUGUUCUUUUUCUUCUUUUAUUUUUCUUUUUUUUUAUUCUCCUUUUCAAAAUUCUUUUUUUUUUCUUUUUCUUUUCUUUUUUUCUUUUCAUUUUUUUUUUUUCAUUCUUUCUUCUUUCCGUUCUCCUUUUCAUUCUUUUUAUUUUCAUCCCUGUUCUUUUUUUUUCCUCGUUUUCCUGUUCUUCUAUUUCUCUUCAUUUUUCUGUUCUUUUUUCUCCUUUUUCCUUGUUUUUUUUUCUCCCUCAUCCCUGUUAUUUAUUUUCCUUCGUUCCCAUUUUCUUCUCUUCAUUUCUUUUCUUUUUCAUUCUCCCCCUUUCUUUUCUUUUUUUCUUUUUUUUCCCUUUCUUUUAUUUUUCCUUUCAUUUUCUUUAUUCUUUUUUUUUUAUUUGUUUUUUUUCUUUUUCCUUCUUUUUUCUCCUCAUCUUUCUUCUUUUUUCUUUCCUCUUUUUUUUUUUCAUUUCUCAUUCUUUUUUUUUUUUUUCAUUCCUGUUCUUCUUUCCUCUUUCAUUCCUUUUCUUUUCAUUUCUUCUCUUUUUUUAUUCUUUUUUCUCCUUCAUUUUUUUCUUUUCUUUUUCUCGUUCUUGUUCUUCUUUUUUUCUUCAUUCCUUUUUUUUUUCUUCUUUUUCUCUUCUUUUAUUUCUUUUCUUUUUUUCUUUCUUUCAUGGUCUUUUUCCUUCUUUUUCUUUUUCCUUUUCUUUUUUUUUUCUUUAUUUGUUCUUCUAUUCUUUUCAUUCCUUUCUUUUCAUUCUCCUUUUUCCUUUUUUUUUAAUUUCCUCAUUUUUGUUCUUUUUUUUUCCUCGUUCCUUUUUUUUUCUUUCUCUUCAUUCCUUUUUUUUCAUUCUUUUUCUUUUUCAUUUGAAACGAAUUUUUCCUUUCUUUAUCAUUUUCUUUCUUUUCAUUUGUUUUUUUGGAUUUUCUUUCAUUUUUUUUUUUUUCUUCUCAUUCCUGUUUUUUUUUUUUUCCUUUUUCCUUUUCUUCUUUCUCUUCAUUUUCUUUUCUUUCAUUUCUUCCUUCUUUCAUUUUCUUUUUUCUCCUCAUUUUCCCUCUUUUUUUUCUUUUUUUUUCUUCUUCUUUCUUUUCUUCUUUUUUUUCCUUUCUUUCAUUCUCCUCUUUCAUUUCUUUUUUCUCCUCAUUCUUUUCUUUUAUUUUUUCGUUUUUUUUCUUUUUUUCUUUUUUUUUCUUUUCAUUUCUUUUCUUUUUUUUCUUUUUUUCAUUUUUCUUUUCUUUUCAUUUUUUUCUUCCUUUCUUUCAUUCUUUUUUCCUUCUUUUUUUCUCCUUUUUCUUUUUUUUUUUUUUUAUUUUUUUUUCUUUUCUUUUUUUUUUUUCUUUUCUUUUUAUUUUUUCCUUUUUUUUUUCUUUUCAUUCAUUUUUUUUUUUUUCUUUCAUUUCCUUCCUUUCUUAUUUUCUCUUUCUUUUCUCUUUCCUUCCUUUUCUUUUUUUCUCCUUUUUCAUUUUUUUUUUUUCUCCUUUUCCCUUUUUUUUUUUUCUUUCCUUUUUUUCAUUUUUUCUCUUUUUUUUCUUCCUUCCCUUUUUUUUUUGAUUUUUUUUUUUUUUGUCUUUUAUUUUUUCAUUUUUUUUUUUUUUUUUUUUCCUCUUUUUUUUUUUUUUUUUCCUUCAUUUUCUUUCUUUCAUUUUUUUUUUUUCAUUUUUUUUUAUUCUUCUUUUCCCUCUUUUUUUUUUUCUUUUCUUUCUUUUUUUUUCUUUCUUCUCUUUCUUUCCUUUCGGGAGAUAAUCCCUUUUUUUUUUUUUUUCCUUUUUUUUUCCUUUCUUUCUUUUCUUUUUUUUUCCUCUUUCAAAUUUUUUUUUUUUUUUUUUUUUUCUUUUCAUUUUCCUCAUUUUCUUCUUUUUUUCUCAUUCCCUUUUUUUUUUUUCUUUUCUUUCCCUUUUCUUUUUCUUUCUCAUUUUUUUUCUUUUUUUUUUUCCUUUUCUUUCUUUUUUUUUUCUUUUUUUUUUCCUCUUUUCUUUUCUUUUCAUCUUUUUUUCCUUUCUUUUCUCUCUUUUUUUUUUUUUUUUUUUUUUUUUUUUCAUUCAUUUUCUUCUUUCUUUCAUUUCCUUUCUUUUCUUUUUUCUUCUUUUCUUUUUCAUUUUUUUUCAUUGCUUUUUUUUUUUUUUUUUUUCUUUUUUCUUCUUUUCCAUUCAUUUUUUCUUUCUUUUUCUUUUUUUUUUCUUUCUUUUUUUCUUUCAUCCCUUUUUUUUUUUUUUUUUUUCUUUUUCUUUUUUCUUUUUUUUUUUUUCUUUUUUUUCUUUUUUUUUUUCAAUUUUUUUAUUUUUUUUUCAAACUUUUUUUUCUUUUUUUUAUUUUUCCUUUUUCUUUUUCUCUUUUUUUCCUUUUUUUUUUUUUUUUUUUUUUUUUUUUUUUUUUUUCCCUUUUCUUUUUUUUUCCUUUUUUCAUUAUUUUUUCUAUUCUUUCUUCAUUUUAAACAUUUUUUUUCAUUUCUUUUAUUCUCCUUCAUUCUUUUUUUUUAUUUUUUCCUUUCAUUUUUCUUUUUUUUCCUUCUUUCUUUCAUUUUCCUUUCAUGUUCUUUUUUUCCUCAUUUUUUUUUUUUUAUUUUCCUUUUUUCUUUUUUUUUUUUUUCAUUCUUUCUUUCUUUAUUUUUUUUCUUUUUUUUUUUCUUUUAUUUUUUCAUUCCUUUCUUUUAUUUUCUUUCUUUCCUUCUUUCUUCUUUCUCUUUUUCCUUUUUUUUUCAUUCUUUUUUUCCUUUUUUUUCUUUCCUUUUUCCUUUUUUUUUUUUUUCUUUUCUAUUUCUUCAUUCUUUUUUUUUUUUAUUUUUUUCAUUCAAAUUUCUUUCUUUUUUUCUUCUUUCCUUUUUUUUCUUUUCCUCUUUUUCUUUUUCUUUUUCUUUCUUCUUUUUCUUUUCUUUUUUCUUUCAUUUUUUUCUUCUCUUUCUUCUUCAGUUUUUUUUUCUUUCUUUUUUUCAUCCUUUUAUUCUUUAUUCAUUUUUUUUCUUUCUUUUUUUUUUUUUCAUUUUUUCUUUUCUUUCUUCUUUCCUUUUGUUUUUUUCUUUUUCAUUUUUUUUUUUUUUUCUUUUUCCCUUUCUUUUUCUUUUUUUCUUUCAUAUUUUUUCUUUUUCUUUUUCCUUUUUUUUUUUCUCCUCUUUUUUUUUCUUUUUUCUUAAAUUCCUUCAUCCUUUUUCUUUUUCCUUUUUUUCAUUUUUUAUUUCUUUUUUUUUUAUUUUCCUUUUUUCUUUUUCUUUUAAUUUUCAUUUUUUUUCUCUUUUUCUUUUUUUCUUUUAUUUUUUUUUUCAUUUUUUUUUUUCUUUUUUUAAACAUCUUUUGUUCCUCUUUUUUUUUCUUUUUCUUUUUGAAUUUUUUUUCCCUAUUUUUUUAUUCUCCUUUUCUUUUUCUUCUUUUUUUGUCUUUUAUUCUCCUUUCUUUCUUUUUCUUUUAUUUUCUUCAUUCAUUUUCUUUAUUCUUUUUUCAUUCCUUUCUUUUAAUUCUUUUUCUUUCAUUUUUCUUUUUCUUCUCCCUUUUCCCUGUUCUUUUUUUUUUUCUUUCAUGUUUUCUAUUCUCUUUCAUUUUUGUUUUUUCAUUCUCCUCUUUCAUUUAAAAAUUUUUUUCUCCUUUUUUUUUUUUUUUUCUUUUCUUUCUUCAAUUUCUUUUCUUCUUUCAUUUUUUUCUUUUUUUUCUCCUUUUUUCUUUUCCUUUUUUUUUCCUUUUUUCCUUUUUUUUUAUUUUUCUUUUUUCAUUCUUCUUUCUUUUUCUUUUCUUUCAUUUUUUUUUUUUUCCUUUUUCUUUCAUUCUCUUUUAUUUCUUUCUUUUUCUCUUCAUUCUUUUUUUUUUUUUUUCCUUUUUUCAUUUUUCUUUUUUCUCUUUUUCAAUUUCUUUCAUUUUCUUCUCUUUUUCUUUUUUCUUUUAUUCUUUCUUUUUUUUUUUUUUUUUUUUUCCUUUUUUCAUUUUUUUCUAUUCUUUCAUUCCUUUUCUUUUUUCUUUUCUUUCAUUUCCUUUUUUUCUUUCUCUUUUUUCUUUUCUUUUUUUUCUUUUCAUCUUUCUUUUUUUCAUUCCUGUUUUUUUUUCUCCUCUUUCUUGGUUUUUCAUUUCCUUCCCUUUUUUUUAUUUUCCUCAUUCAUUUUUUUUUUCUCCUCAUCCUUGUUCUUUUUUUUUCCUCAUUCAUUUUUUCUAUUUCUUUCAUUUCUCCAUUUUUCUUUUCUUUUUUUUUUAUUUUUUUUCUUCUCCUCAUUCUUUUCUUUUUUUUUUUCCUCAUUUCAUUUUUUUCUAUUCUUUCAUUCCUGUUCUUUCAUUCUCCUCUUUCAUUUCUUUUAUUCUUUCAUCCCUUUUUUUUUUUUUUCCUUUCAUUCAUUUUUAUUUUUCUCUUUCAUUUCUUUUUUCUUUUCUUUUUUUUUCUUUUUUCUUUUUUUUUUCUUCUCCUUUUAUUUUCCUCUUUUUUUUUUUUUUUUUUUCAUUUUUUUUUCUUUCUUUAUCUCUUUUCAUUUUUCUCUUUCAUUCUCCUCUUUCCUUCUUUUUUUCUUAUUUUUUCUUUUCUUUUCUUUUUUUUUUCAUGUUCUCUUCUUUUCUCCUUUUUUUUUUCUUUCAUUUUUCUUUCCUCUUUUCAUAAAAUUUUAUUCUCUCAUCCCUGUUUUUUUUCUUUUUUCAUUUUUUUCUUUUUUUCUCUUUUCUCUUUUCAAUUUUCAUUCAUUCUCUUCUUUCAUUUUUUUAUUUCUCCUCAUUUUUUUUCUUUUAUUUUCUUUCAUUCUUUUUCUAUUCUCUUCAUUCCUUUCUUUCAUUCUCCUCUUUCUUGGAGUUUUAUUUAUUCUCUCAUCCCUGUUCUUUUAUUUUAUCAUUCAUUUUCUUCUUUCUCUUCAUUCCUUUUUUUUCAUUCUCUUGUGUUUCAUUUUCUUUUUUUUUCCUCAUUUCCUUUUCUUUUAUUUUCCUUUCAUUUUUUUUCUUCUUUUCUCUUCAUUUUCUUUUCUUUGUUCUCCUUUUUCAUGGUUUUUUUUUUUUUUUUCCCUGUUCUUUUAUUUUCCUCUUCUUUCUUUUUCUCCUCUUUUCUGUUCUUUUCAUUCUUUUUUCUUUUGGUUUUUUUUCUCCAUUUCCCUUCUCUUUUUUUUUUUUUCCUCUUUUCAUUUUCUUCUUUCUUCUUUUUUAUUUGUUCUUUUGUUCUCCUUUUCAUUUUUUUUUUUCUCCAUCAUCAUCUUUUUUUUUUUUUUUAAAAUUCAUUUUCUUCUUUCUUUCAUUCCUUUCUUUCAUUCUCCUCUUUCUUUUUCUUUUUAUUCUCCUCAUCCCUUUCUUUUUUUUUUUCUUUCAUGUUUUCUUUCUUCUCUUCAUUUCUUUGUUCUUUUUUUUCUCCUUCUUUCAUUCAUUUUUUUUCUCCUCAUUUCUGUUCUUUUUUUUUUUCAUUUUUUUUUCUUUGAUUUCUUCUUUUCUCUUCAUUUCAUUUUCUUUUUUCUUUCUCCUUUUUUUUUGGUUCUUUCUUUUUUUCUUCUCAUCCCUUUUUUUUUUCCUCAUUCAUUCAUCUUCUCUUCCUAUUUCAUUUCUUGUUCUUUUCAUUUCUCCUUUUUCAUUCAUUUUUUCUCUCAUUCUUUCUUUUUUUUCUUUCUUUAUUUCUUUUCUUCUUCAUUCCUUCUCUUUUUCAUUCUCCUUUUCAUUUCUUUUUUUCUUUUUCAUCCUUUUCUUUUAUUUUCCUUUUCAUAUGUUUGUCAUCUUUUUUCCUUUCUUUCAUUCUCUUUUUUUCAUUUCUUUUUUCUCCUUUGUUCUUUCUUUUUUUUUUUUUCUUUCAUUUUCUGUUCUUUUUUUCUUCAAUUUUUUUCUUUCAUUUCUCCUCUUUCAUUUUCUUUCUAUUUUUCUCCUUUUCCCUUUCUUUUUUUUUUUUUUCUUCAUCUUCUUCUAUUCUCUUCAUUUCCUGUUCUUUCAUUCUCCUCUUUCAUUCUUUUAUUCUCCUCUCUUCCCUCUUUAUUUUUUUUUUUCUCGUUUCAUUUUCUUCUCUUCUCUUCAUUCCUCCUCUUUCAUUCUCCUUUUCAUGGUCUUUUAUUCUCCUCAUCCCUCUUCUUUUUUUUCCUCAUUCAUUUUUCUUCUCUUCUCCAUUUCUUUCUUUCAUUCUCCUCUUUCAUUCUCUUUUUUUCUCCCUCAUCCCUAUUCUUUUAUUUUUUCCUCCAUUUUUUUUCUUCUUUCUCUUCAUUCCUGUUCUUUCAUUCUCCUCUUUCAUGGUCUUUUAUUCUCCCCUCAUCCCUUUCUUUUUUUUUUCCUCAAAAUUUGUUUUUCAUUUUUUCUUUCAUUCCUGUUCUUUUCAUUCUUUCUUUCAUGGUCUUUUAUUCUCCCAUCCCUGUUCUUUUUUUUUUUUUUCAUUUCUUUUUCUUCUUCUCUUCAAUCCUUCUUCUUUUUCAUUCUUUUCUUUCAUUUCUUUUAUUCUCACCUUUUCUUUUUUUUUUUUUUCUCAUUCAUUUUUCUUCUCUUCUUCCUGUUCUUUUUCAUUCUCUCUUUCAUGGUCUUUUUUUCUUCUCCUCAUCCCUUUCUUUUAUUUUCCUCGUUCAUUUUUUCUUUCUCUUCUCUUCAUUCCUUUUUCUUUCAUUCUCCUUUUUUCAUGGUCUUUUUAAUCUCCUCAUCCCUGUUCUUUUUUUUUCCUCCAUUCAUGUUCUUCUUUCUCUUUUCCUUUCUUUUUUUUUUAAUCUUUCCUGUUCUUCUUUUCUCUUCAUUUCCUGUUCUUUCAUUUCCUUCUUUCAUGGUUUUUAUUCUCCUCAUCCCUUUCUUUUUUUUUCCUCAAUCAUGUUUUCUUCUUCUUUUUCCAAAUUCUCUUCAUUCUCCUCUUUCAUCAUUCUUUUAUUCUCCUCAUCUUCUUCUUUUAAAUUCUUUCAUAAUUUCUCCAAUUCUAAUCUCUUCUUCCUUUCUUUUUUCAUUCUCUUUCCAUUCUUUUAUUCCUCAUCCCUUUCUUUUUUUUCCUCAAAUUUAAUUCUUCUCAUUCUCUUCAUUUCCUGUUUGUUUCAUUCUCCUUAUUUCAAAAUUGUAAAUUUUUCUCCCUUCAUCCCUGUUCUUUUAUUUUUUUUUAACUUCUUUUCUUCUAUUCUCUUCAUUCCUUUCUUUUCAUUCUCCUCUUUCAUUAGUCUAGUACAUUCUCUUCCGAUCCUGUUCUUUUUUUGCCGUUUCUCCUCGCAAUUUCUUUCCUUUUCUUUUCCUCUAGUAACAACUUAUUCUUUUAUUUCUUCAUUAUCGCCAUUUUCUGACAAAAGCCUUUGCUUUAUUGUCCUUUCUUUGUCUUCUUUCUUUUCAUUGUAA
Molecule: messenger RNA, 8658 nt
Organism: Acanthosepion pharaonis
Lineage: Eukaryota; Metazoa; Mollusca; Cephalopoda; Sepiida; Sepiidae
Source: the annotation of a GenBank genome assembly